AUGAAGCCCACCAGCUGCGCGACCACCGGCGCGCUCCGGGCGCUCACCGCGGCGCCGAGGCAAGCGGCGCGCUUCUCCACCACCGCAGCGGUGUCGGGACCAUCAUACACGCAGCAGCCUGGCGAGUCAAAGGCUGCCGCCUGGUCGCGCAACAUGGACGAGGUGCGCGACUGGCGCCGCCGCCAGGCCGAGACCGACGCCCAAGUCUCCCUUUACCUUCCUCCAGGCGUUGAGACGCCGCGCUCGGUAUCCCCGCGCGAGGCCUCCAUCUCGACCCUGCUUGCUGCCGGUGCUGCUCUGGGGCACAAGAAGAGCAUCAUGCACCCGGCGUACCUGCCGUUUGUGUAUGGUAACCGGGCUGGCCUCAACAUUAUCGACCUGGACCAGACGCUCUCCAUCCUGCGCCGCUGUGCGAGUGUUGUGCGUGACGUCGUCAAGGACGAUGGUGUCGUGCUCUUUGUGAGCAAGCAGCGGAAUGCUACGCUCAAGAUCAAGGGAAGGAUGGGCGAUAAUGGGUUUGUGACGGCUUCGUGGAUGCCCGGUCUGCUCACCAACUCGGAGACUUACUUCGGCAUGGAGCCCAUCAUGAAGGGCACGUACCUUCCCGACCUGGUCAUCUUCUCCUCCCCCGCCAACAACAUUGGCGCGAUCCGCGAGUGCACGAUGCGCAAGGUGCCAACCAUGGGCAUUGUCGACUCGAACAUGGACCCGCGUAUUGUCACGUACGCGAUUCCGGCCAACGCCGCGUCGGUGCGCACGGCCGAGCUGGUGCUCGGUACGCUCUCGCUUGCUGGGCAGGAGGGCCGCCGCCUGCGGGUGCGCGACGAGGAGAAGGCGUCGUUGCGCAAGUCGCGCGACUCGGAGUGGCGCCGCAACCUCAGGACCAACCAGAGGGACGAGGAGGAGCAGUAG
Messenger RNA from Cutaneotrichosporon cavernicola, 912 nucleotides. RefSeq lists its product as uncharacterized. The transcript is spliced from 3 exons. Lineage: Eukaryota; Fungi; Basidiomycota; Tremellomycetes; Trichosporonales; Trichosporonaceae. The record is from RefSeq and is a predicted model, not a curated record. Gene Ontology annotation, cellular component: ribosome; mitochondrial small ribosomal subunit. Gene Ontology annotation, biological process: translation. Gene Ontology annotation, molecular function: structural constituent of ribosome. Bases 1 to 912 code for a protein of 303 amino acids.